Carassius auratus (goldfish) is the source of this 3884-nucleotide messenger RNA. RefSeq names its product WD repeat domain 6 (gene wdr6). Gene Ontology annotation, cellular component: cytoplasm. Gene Ontology annotation, biological process: tRNA methylation. The transcript is spliced from 7 exons. The coding region runs from base 167 to 3766 and encodes 1199 amino acids. NCBI's taxonomy places the organism in Eukaryota, Metazoa, Chordata, Actinopteri, Cypriniformes, Cyprinidae. The record is from RefSeq and is a predicted model, not a curated record. Gene Ontology annotation, molecular function: protein binding.
CUGCGCGAUGUCAACGAGGAAGCGAGAACACAUGCACGCAGCACAUAACAUGUUGGAACCAGUAUGAGAGAAAAUACAUACCUUUUCCAUUUCACCUCCGCAAUUAAUAAAGAUACCGUCUCUACAGAGGAAGCAAGUCUUCAGCCUGCUGUUCAGACCGCUUGAGAUGGCAUGUCCUGUAGAGUCUGCUGUGAUGAAGAGCACUGUGCUUGUUGCUCCAGUGACUGCACUGGAAUUCCUGGGGGAGGAUUUCCUGCUGACAGGUGAGGGACCAGUCCUCUCUGUGUACAGUCUUCAGGCAUCUCCUAAAGAAUAUGCAUCCUUAAAUGUUCUUCAUAAUUACCGUAUCCAUGGGAUACGACCUAGUAGAAAACAUCAGUUUGGAGAGAGACCGUUCAACAAUUUAAUCUCAUCAGAAAGUUCUGUUUUGGCCAACAACAAAGAGGACAUCAUUGUUUUUGGAGGAAAAGGAGUUCGGCUGGUCAGCUUCAAUACUGGAGGACGAUGCCUAAAGCUCAUUGGUCCUGUCUUGGAGCUUCAAGACUGGAUUCUGGACAUUCAUUGGCUUAAAAAACAACCACACCCACUGUUAGGCAUAUCCUUGGCUCACAAUGCUGUGUUGCUUUUAGAUGCAGAAUCUGGUAAUGUUCUUUCCUUCUACUCUUGCGUAGAGACAUGUCUUCUUUACUCAGCACUUAUGAUUGGUCCAAAUUGGGAUUCUUUAGUGCUGGUAGGUGGGACUGUUUUCAAUCAGCUUGUGCUGUGGAGGCCUACUGGGACCAAACCUGAUGGCAAGUCCCAGGUAGAGAGACGCCUGUUGGGCCACACUGGAGUUAUUUUUAGCCUUUGCUACCUUCAGAAAUCUGGGUGGUUGGCAUCUGCCUCUGAUGACCGCAGUGUCCGUUUGUGGAGUGUUGGCACAUUGGGUGGAGAUGCAGGCUGUGGUGAGGAAUCACCAACAUGUCUUCGUGUGCUUUAUGGGCACCAGGCACGGGUCUUUUGUGUCAGGCUUGCAUCAAACCGUGUGUUCAGUGCAGGAGAAGAUGGAGCGUGCCUGCUCUGGGAAUGGGGAGGUGAAGGAAAGGUGGGACAUACAUUUAGAGGGCAUAGGUCAGGUGGAGUGAGGGCUCUGGCUGUCAGCGAGGAAAGUAUAGGCUGUAAGGAGGGAUGGAUGGCAACUGGAGGUGCAGAUGGUGGGGUAAGAAUAUGGAGAGUGGCAGAAGAGAAGAAAGACUGUGAGGAAACUCAGACAGAGACUCAGUUGGAUCUGGGGUUUAAAGGGCAGGGUUGUCCCAAAGUGGUCCGAUUAGUGGGUGAGGGUGAAUUGAAUACAAUUCUGGUCUGUACUGAUCAAGGAGAGGUGUACCUUAGUCAGGGUGACUCCUGGGAUGUCAUUUGGCAAGGGGGAGCAGAAUUCCAGUCCUAUUGUGUGAUGGAGAUCACAAGCAUCCAAGUUCAGAAUUCAGAUUGCAUUGUGUGGGUAUGUGCUGUGGGUAAUCUGAACGGAGGUGUCCAGGUGUUCCUUGUAGGUCAGCCAGGUGUUGGAGUCUUGCUAAGAGCUGGUGAGGGUAAAGUUCACUCUGUACUUUGGGCCAAAGGAUUGUUUGAAGGGUCCUGGAGUUGGUGUCUUCUUGCAUCAGGCUCCGAGGGACUAGUUUACCGAUGGACAAUAAAAGUGACAGAGGAUGAAUCAGGCUUGCAUAUGCAAGAGGAAACUCUUCUUCCAUUUCUGCUGCCUCCCUGUGCCAAACGCUGGCUGACUGCUGCAGUUACCUUGCCCAAGAGAAAGGGGUUGUACCUUUGUGGUGACCGGAGAGGGUCACUACUGCUCUACAAUGAUACAGAAGAGAAUGUCAGAAGAAAUGAAGGAAGAACAGACUUAGAAAAGAAAGAAACUGAAAACAAGCAAUCAGACCAUGGCAGUCCUCUGUCUCCCAUCAGUACCCUUUAUGGAGUGCAUGGAAAGCAAGGUGUGACUUCUGUGUGUGAGUAUCAAGACUUAUGUUACAGUACAGGUCGAGACGGAUCUGUAAGAAUACUAACUGUUGAAGAAAGUGUCCUGAAGGUACGCAGAGUUCAACGGGCCUGCAGAGGCAUGGAGUGGAUAGAGAAAGUUCUGUUUCUGGGCUCGGAUGGACCUGAGGUACGGGAAAAGUUGCUGAACGAGGGAAUUGAGAAGAGGACGAUUGAUCAAGGGAGUGCAAGCAUAGCCGAAACUCGGUUUGUAAUGGUUGGCUUCCAUUCGGUUCACUUCAUUAUAUGGGACCCUCACAGACAAGAGAAGCUUUUAUCAGUUGCCUGCGGAGGUGGCCAUCGAUCCUGGGCCUAUAAACACCCGAUAUAUGCCGACACAGAUCCUCGAGCACAUACACUUAGACAAGGCACCCUUGUGUUCAUCAAGCAUGGAGCUGUCAUGGCAUCACACUCAUUAGCAUCCACAGAAACCGAUGUGAAUGGACUCACAGUGAAAGAGGGGCUACAUGGACGAGGCAUCAGCUGUGUUUGCCACCUUGGUAGUCUCACCAAGACUGGACAAUUUUCAGAACUUUGGGAAGUUUUUGUUACCGGAGGGGAGGAUACAACAGUAGGUGUACUCGCCAUCAGUGCGAAGAGUGGAAAUGUUAAAGUGCUCUCAGUUCUAACGGAUCAUAUCUCAAAUGUUCGUGCGCUGGCUGCAAUCAGAAGAAGAGAAACUAAUGAAAAGGGGGGAGAUGACGAUACCACCUCGGUCUGUUCUUUGGUGUUUUCUGCGGGUGGCCGGGCCCAGCUGCAGUGUUAUCGGCUCUUGAUUCGUUUGGAUGAGCAGCAGGGUCAGCCAGUCUGUCAGGUCACUCAGAUAGCUGGCCAUCGAUUGGAUGAACAGUGGGAACGGAAGCGGAACCGACACAAGACUGUCAAAAUGGAUCCAGAGACAAGGUACAUGUCUAUGUCUGUUGUGCAUAAUGGGACUGAAUGUGUCCUGCUGGCUAUGGGCUGUAGUGAUGGUGCAGUAAGGCUUUUCAGUGUGACUGAGAGCAGUAGUAGUGUUGACAUGCUUUGGGAGUGUUUUUACCAUCAGAGGUGUGUGCUCAGCGUCGCCACCUACAAGCUGGAGGACUCCCUGGACAGAAAGCUUUUGUUGCUGUUCAGUGCCACUACAGAUGGUUGUAUAUCUGUGUGGGAUUUAACAGCAGUUUUGAACAGUAAGGCUAGUGUCAGCUGGCAGGGUCCAUCAGCCCCGUUCUUUUCCAUUCCUGUCCAUCAAAGUGGAGUCAAUGCGCUUACCAUCUCACCUAGGAGAGAAAUGAGGCAAAUGGAAGAGAAUGUUAUCUCAUUGGCCAGUGGUGGAGAUGAUGGACAGCUGUCUCUAAUGCAUAUUAAGAUAGAUCAGAAAAAGCAAGAAAAUGGAGGCGUGUCUCUACAGCUGCUUGCCCAUUGGUCAGUGCCCUUGGCACACUCUUCCCCUCUCACAGGGUUAUGCUUACUAAGCCCCACACUACUGGUGACCACCUCACCGGACCAGCGCUUGUGUUUGUGGAGUAUGAACAGUGACGGACUCCACCCACUGAAGGUGCUGUUCUCACACACUGCGGAUGCAGCUGGGUUGUGGGCGUGGUUUGGACAAGAGGGAGGAGCCUGGGUGGUUGUUUGUGGGCAGGGCUUACAGUUGUUUCAGCUGACGGAAAGAAAAAUGGAUGAACUGCAUGAAACUGUUAACAGGAACAUAAAAGAAGGGGAGAGAAAGAAAGUGAUGUUUCCACAUCAUGUUUCAAGGACAAAACACUGACUUUGUGAUUAAUAAAUUAGGAUUCUAAAGAUUUUCUAAGUUGUAAGGUGUGAGAUUUUCAAAUAAAGAACUUUUUAUUUUAAUAUGUGACUAUUUUUUGUGUCAGUUUAAAGUAAAU